AUGAAAGAGAUAGUAAUAAUAUAUUACAAAGAAUGCAUCAGAAAGUUACAACAGCAUUUUAAGUAUAAAAAUAUGAAUAAGGACUUAAGAGUAGAAAUAUACGUGCUUAUAAUAGUAUUUUUCAUUUUGGACAGCAUUCAUUAUAGUAUGCAGAGGAAGAAUAUACAGGAUUGCAUUAUAUUGAAGGCAUUAUCACUUGAAGGAAACUGA
This is a messenger RNA of Plasmodium inui San Antonio 1, 210 nucleotides long. RefSeq lists its product as hypothetical. The coding region runs from base 1 to 210 and encodes 69 amino acids. NCBI's taxonomy places the organism in Eukaryota, Apicomplexa, Aconoidasida, Haemosporida, Plasmodiidae. The record is from RefSeq and is a predicted model, not a curated record. The transcript has a single exon.